AUGUCGACGUACCCAAGCUCCAAGGCAUCUCAUUAUUUGCAACGAAGCAAAGCGAGAUUGCAGAUUGUGUCAGAAUCACUACAAUGUAGCGCAGAUAGAGCACGAGUUGCGAGACAAGCCAAGUUCUCAAUGCGAUCUGGAAGCGUUGGGCCAGAUCAUAGCAAAAGUCAAAACUCAUCUGAUGGCAACCAGCAUCCAGGUCAAGUGGAGGUCGACGAAUCCAUUGUGUUCCCUGAAUUCAUCGAUUUACCUGAUGAUCUACACUCUAUUUUCCAAUGGGACAGACCAAUGAGGCCGGACGACAGUGAAGGCCUGGUCAAUCAGGUGAUUGCAGAGAUGCAUCCCGACUGGCGACCCUUAGGAGCUGGCUUCAUGGUAACGUCGCGUGGUGCUCUCGUCGAUACCGGUCUACUUGAAGAAGGGGAUUGGGAUUUUCAACGUUCUGCUUCAUCGUCCUGGAGGGAGCCUCAAGUCUACCCUGGUCCUUGGGACGCGUUUGACAACCCUCAUGUAUUUGAAGAUGCCCUUGUACGAUUGUUCGACAGCCUGUUUACACCUCUUACUCGGGCAAACUUCCUGAACAGAACGAAAUUGCCCCUUCACAAUCCUCCUUCCUCCACAGAGAAACCACCCUUUUGUUACCAGUAUGAGAAGGACCAGACUUAUUUUAUUAGUCUCAGAUGUGGGCUUCCACUACGGUAUAAUCAGCCCUGGUUUCCGCUCCAGAAAAAAGACCUUCCGGUCCUCCCCAAGAGAUUUUUAUGCAAAGAUGAACAUUUAAUGAAAGCGGAGACGAGCUUGCCAAUCAUCGUGUAUAAGGAGAAGAGGACUCUUCGCCAGUGGAAAGAAGCCUCCUUGCCUGGUCAGCGGAAAGACUGGCGUGCAUGUCCACAUGUGUGCACUGCAUCUGGCGGCAAGAUCCCAGCGGACUUUCUUGCCUAUCACGCACCCGAGAACCUUCUGAAUAUUCGAUUCAUGUCGGUCGGAUGUUUAAAAAAGUCAAAGAGACCUAGUAAACAUGCCGAUGCUCACCGCCUGAUCGCAGCGCAUAUGGGAGAUUGGGUUGACAUGACUUUGAGUACAGAGGAAUACUCUCUGAUUGAACGCAACCCAGAUGAAGUCAAGUACCAAUUAUUCUCUACCUUGGCCAGUUCAUUGCAAAACAACCUAUCAUCCUCUCUGGAUGACGCUUACUGCGAUCAACCAUAUGUUUGGGAAUCAUCCGGUUCGCCCCAGCGCUCGCCUCUAGAAAAGGAAUGGCAUCCACUUCCUCAGCUGAUCAAGGCCAACCGUAAGAAGCGCAUCAAGAUUCUACUUCCAUACGAGAACUUUUGUGGUGCAUUAUUCGGUAAAGAAUUCCAAAUUAAUCGCCUCAUUCGGGAGGAAACUCAAUGCAAAGUUUACUCUGUCACCAGACUCGACAACUCGAAAGAGGGUUUGGAGGCAAAGGUCUUUCAUCUUCAAGGAGCGGCCAGAUCUAGCCGCCAAUCGAGGAAGAGAACCAUUGCUAGAGUCAAGAACGUUGUCUAUCAUGUGAAGGAGGCGGGAAAACUUUUCCUCGUUUAUCAAGCGUCGAACUCCUCUACUGCCCGGGGAAGGGUGCUCGAGCAGUCUCCCAGACCGGAAAGCAGCGUCGAUAUGAAUUCUAGUAUUUCAAAGCAGCCGGCCAAAUCCCGAAGGACGAGGCGCAGAAAAAAGGUCCAAGGGAGUAGUACAAAGGAGGUGGGAUCAACCAUGGAUCACAUGGAUGACUUGAAUUUGUCCGAGAUCCUUGACCUUGGUGGUAGAUCGAGCAAAUUGAAGCCUUUUUAUGGGAUUCUUGACAGCACGUCUACCAAGGAACUAUCUCUCCAAAUCAACAACCUAACUUGCGAACGAGCGUUCUUGGACAGACAGCUGUCGAUUCUACACAACUCCACAACAUUUCAGGGCGAGAAAGAAUCUACCCUAACAAUUGGCCAAUUGCGGAACCACAUUGAGUUCCUUCAAACGGAACGUAGACUGCGCACGAACUUCAACGGUUGA
Clonostachys solani is the source of this 2025-nucleotide messenger RNA. The record is from the annotation of a GenBank genome assembly. Lineage: Eukaryota; Fungi; Ascomycota; Sordariomycetes; Hypocreales; Bionectriaceae.